AUGUCAGUUCCAGAACGUAUCAGUGUCAAGAGACGUCGAUCUCAAGAACCCGUCGAUGCCCUGUAUCUCGAACACGGCACUGUCCCAGAUAGGAAACGGAGAGUGACAGACUUUUACUUCCAACGGCUCAGCCAUGAUCCCAUCGCUCCUCUAUCCUCCCACGAGGCGCCUUCCCGACCUCACGAGCCUCCCCAAGCGUCUGCCGACGGCAUCCCGGCGAUAAAGUCGACUGCGCCCGGAGAUGACAAGAAAGACUUUGAGAGGCUGAGAGGACAUCUGAAUGGUACUGAGGCUGCUGAAAGAGUGAUGAACAAGUCACCGACACCUGCCGACACGGGUAGCCAUUCUGCGCCAGCGACUCCCGCCUCGAAUGAAAAACUAGAGUCCGCGAGACGCUUCCAUCUUGCCCGUCAUCUCGCUCCCGCGCUGGGCCCGAAUGUGUCUGGCGGCAUCAGGAAGCAGAGACUCUCAAUCCGACCUCCUCUAGCCACCUUCGUUGAGCGGCUCGGUGUGAAGUUCCGUCAUGAAGACGAUUCGCUGUAUGGAGGAAAGCCCGUGGACAAGAUAUUGGAUGUUUCCCCAGGCGAGACUUCGGCCAAUUCCGAAGAACCGAGUGCUGGAGCAUUGCAGGCGGCUCAGCGACAUACUACCAACACAUUCCUUCAAAAUGUACCCAACGGUAUCAAGGAGGGCAACUCGAUUCGGGACCAUCCGAGUACUUGGGACCACGAAUCCGACCAGCUGGCGGAUGAGCUGGCAGCUCUAGCUAUGGAGUUAGAUCCUGAGGCCAAGCAACGGCUGGAGCGCGAAUACCCUCCCACGUUGGCACCUGCGACAAAAAAUGUUGACAUGAGCAUUCGCAACCACGAGGAAGAUUACAUCUAUGAGACAUAUAUCCGUGUGCGAUGUGAUGACGAGACAGGGCGCUUGCUCGACUUGCCCGAUGCCAAUAUUGGCUUGCUUGUGAUCGACGAAGAGGACGAGGAUUUGUGGCAGAGAUAUGUCAACAGUGACGAUGAAACAGACUGGGACGAAGAAGAUUCUAACGCUGAAGAUAACCCCGCCAACGACUAUCCUGAGGAUGAAGUAAGCUCGGACGAUGAGUUUGGCUUGAACGCCUACAAGUACCGACAACAUGCCUCGGAUGACGAAGCUUUUGACGAAGACGACUUUGACAAGGUCGACAGCAAUCGGUGA
Messenger RNA from Exophiala oligosperma, 1197 nucleotides. RefSeq lists its product as uncharacterized. The coding region runs from base 1 to 1197 and encodes 398 amino acids. The record is from RefSeq and is a predicted model, not a curated record. Gene Ontology annotation, cellular component: cytoplasm. Lineage: Eukaryota; Fungi; Ascomycota; Eurotiomycetes; Chaetothyriales; Herpotrichiellaceae. Gene Ontology annotation, biological process: protein import into nucleus. The transcript is spliced from 3 exons.